UUAAUUAUUCUAAGAAUAAUAUUUAUAUAAUUUAAAUAACUCUUCAUACAUAAUAUUUGUUUCAUCAUAUUCAGAACCCCAAACAAAUUUCAAAAAAUUAAAGGCAAAAUGAGAAAAAAAUGGCUCUUCCACGCUACAGACUUUCAAACAUUAAUGUAUCCUUGCUUUACUAUAUGCCGCAUUCUUGGAGUAUUUCCAUAUAAGAUUAGCAAUUCAAUCUUCGUGGCUUCAAAAUUAUAUUAUUAUUUAUCAAUUGCAAUUAUCAGUACUAUAUAUGUUCUCGAAUUGGAAAACUUUUAUGAUGUCAACGUUUUUACAAAGAUCAAGUUUGAGGUCGUAACUCUGUCUUUACACGAUAACUGCUUUAUUAUAUUAACCAAUUUCAUGAUAAUCGUCACGUUCGUCUUCAGCAAUUACCGAAUGCGCUUACUCCAGACUAUAAUGGAAAUUUCCGUAAGACUAUCUCCACAAUCGUACCAGAAACUAUCCAGAUUUAUUCAUACCAAGGACAUCUUCGGUUUCUUAUAUCUUAUAAGCGUGCUUUCUCUAUAUAUUAACGCGCACGGAAUCCAAAUAUUGCACUUGAUAUUUGCAGUACACAAAGUGUUAUUAGUCUCUCAGAUAGAUAUGUUGUACAUAAAUUGCGUUUGUAUAUUAAAAUAUUGUUUUAAGGAAAUUGACAACAAUCUUCUAUGCAUAAAGAAACUUGUAAUAGACGGUAACCUACAUGCUCCUAGAACAAUUUACUAUAAACAGAAAAAUCCAUUCCUGAUAAUAAAACUUAAAACUAUGAAAGAGCAACAUCUGAUAAUUAGCAACACAGUAAAAAUGCUAAAUGUAAUCUUCAGCCUGCAUCUUAUUCUUACGAUAACAUUCACUUUUAUUACAAUUAUUUUUGGAUUGUAUUUCCAUCUAUUGCGAUGGCAUAAUGGGUUGGAAAUUAAUAAAGAUUGUAUAUUUGUAAUAUCCAUUGUAUAUCAUAUUACAAAAAUGAUACUACUUGUGUGGAUCUGCGAAACUGGCAAGAAUCAGGCUCAAAAUAUCAGCACUACAAUUCAUGACGUACUUAACAAUACCAAAAAUAAACAAAUAAAAGAUGAGUUGCAGUUGUUUUCCUUGCAAAUAUUGCAUCUUGAUAAUACCUUUUCCGCCAAAGGUUUUAAUGUGGACGCAGCGUUUUUCGCUAGAGUGAGUAAUUUGCUUGCUUUAAUUAAUAAAACGUAUCUUUUUAAUUUUUUAUCUUGCUUUCAGAUGAUAGGUACCAUAACAACAUAUAUGUUCAUUUUACUACAAUUUUUCAUCAUAUCACAUUCUUGCGAUGGAAAUUCGAAAAUCAAUAUUACACAAAUAACUUAAUUCCAUAAAAGAAGAUAUAUAAUCAGAAAAAAAUUACUUCCUUACGAAAGCAGUUCUUUAUAUACAUAUGUUUUAUGCAUGCUGUAACACUAAUAUACAUGUAUAUAAAUUUUAACAAUAAAUUUUAAAGUGGUAUUUCAUAGAUGACAAGUCGAAGAGCGUCAUGGUUACGUUAUGACUAACAUAUGAUCGAGUAAUGUUACACUCGUCGCAAUAAUUGCUUGCAGUAUUAAACUGGAACUUGUCAGGUGUGGAUAAAAAAGUUUAUUUCAAUUUACGCGUUUGACAGUGAAAAAGAUAAACUUAAAAAUCUUUUAUAAUCAUAUUAAAUCAAAGAAUGCAUUCUCAACAUUACCGAUUAAUAAUUUAAUCACAUGAUAAUAUUUAUAUAAUUUAAAUAAUUUUUCGUCCAUACAUGGUACUUCAAUAAUCGCAUUCAGAGAUCUAUAACCUUAUAAAAAUUUCAAAAAAUCAAAGACAAAAUGAGACAAAACCGGCUCUUCCACGCUACGGACUUUCAAACGUUGAUGUACCCAUGUUUUAUCAUAUGCCGCAUUCUUGGAGCAUUUCCAUAUAAGAUCAGUAAUUCAAUCUUCGCAGCUUCAAAACUAUAUUACAUUUUAUCAACUGCAAUUAUCAGUACUUUAUGUGUUCUUGAAGUGGUAAACUUCUAUGAUUUCAAUAUUUUUACAAAGAUCAAGUUUGAAGUCGUAACUUCGUCUUUAGACAAUAAUUGCUUUAUUAUAUUAACCAGCUCUACGAUAAUCAUCACGUUCGUCUUAAGCAGUCCCCGAAUGCGCUUACUUCAGACUAUAUUGGAAAUAUCAGUAAGAAUAUCGCCGCAAUCGUACUAGGAACUAUUCAGAUUAAUUCAUACUAAGGAUAUUUUUGGUUUCCUAUAUCUUAUAAGCAUACUUUUUAUAUAUACUUACAUGCAAAAAACCGAAAUAUUGCACAUGAUAUUUGCAAUAUACAAGAUUCUAUUAGUCUCUCAAAUGGAUAUGUUGUACAUAAACUGCGUUUGUAUUUUAAAGGCUUGUUUUAAAGAAAUUGACAACAAUCUACUAUGCAUAAAGAAAUACAUAGUAAACGAUGAACUACGUGCCCCUAAAACAAUUUACUACGAACAAAAAAAACAAUUCCUAAUAAUAAAACUUAAAACUAUAAAAGAGCAACAUCUUAUGAUUAGCAACACAGUAAAAAUGCUAAACGUAAUCUUCAGUCCACAACUUCUUCUUACAAUAAUUAAAACUUUUAUUGCAAUUAUUUUUGGACUGUAUUUCUAUAUAGUGCAAUGAAAUAAUGGAUUGGUCAUGAAUAAAGAUGAUUAUCUUAUAUUUUUAACAUUCAUGAUGUAUCAUAUUAUAAAAAUGGCAUUACUUGUGUGGAUGUGCGAGACUGGCAAGAAUCAAGCUCAAAAUAUAUGCAUGACGAUUCAUGAUGUACUUAACAACACCAAAAAUAAACAAAUAAAAAAUGAGGUAAUAAUAGUUCAAUAUGUAACAAAAUCGUUACGCCAAUAUAACCAUAUUUUUUGUCACCCGUCCGUCAAUGUGUGGCUUCUUGAGUGUCUUGAGUUGCAAAUGUAUAGGUUAGUUAAAAUUAAGUCGCAAAAGUAACGAAACGUCGCGCGUCGGUCAACUCUGCGAAAGUCACGAUAUGUGUGUCGCGAGAUGACGCGAAUAUUGAAAUGAUUAAACAUGCUGAAAAAGUCGUGCUGGAACGUUUUCCGUAACGAUUCACGCUAUUAAUAAAAAAAUAGGAACUAUGCAAAAAUGUUAAAAUGUAUAAAUUGGCGACUUUACUUAUAAAAAAGUAAUACGAACGAAACCACUUUUGACGCACUGGUAUGACAAAAAAGUAAUUUAAUUUGUAUAUUUCCUCUUAUAAUACAUUAUAUUAUAUAUUAAUGUGAUAUUUGUACAUUAAAAUUAUUUUAGUAUAAAUUCAUACCCCUCAUAUCCAUACUUAAUAAUUCUGCAAUCUAAUAUUACAGUUGCAAUUGUUUUCCUUGCAAAUAUUGCAUCUCGAUAAUACCUUUUCCGCCAAAGGUUUUAACGUGGACGCAACGUUUUUCGCAAGUGUAAGUAAUUUGCUUACUUUAAUUAAUAAAACAUAUCUUAUUAAUUUUUUUAUCUUGCUUUCAG
Monomorium pharaonis (pharaoh ant) is the source of this 3503-nucleotide messenger RNA. RefSeq lists its product as uncharacterized. Bases 109 to 1356 code for a protein of 415 amino acids. Gene Ontology annotation, biological process: sensory perception of taste. The transcript is spliced from 2 exons. Gene Ontology annotation, cellular component: axon; neuronal cell body; dendrite. Lineage: Eukaryota; Metazoa; Arthropoda; Insecta; Hymenoptera; Formicidae. The record is from RefSeq and is a predicted model, not a curated record.